AUGUCUCCUCGUCACGACCCUCAGCAAGUCGCAUUAAUAGGUCUCGGAACUAUUGGUAACUCCAUGGCAGCUCUGCAUCUCUCUCGUGAAGACAGAGUGGUCAAUGGCUUCGACAUCUGUGGUAGAGUCGCUCAUCUCCAGGGGUCGCUUGCGAAUCCAUUCUUCCUCGUAAGCGCAUGCGCCUCAGCCUCCAUCAUUCAGGUACAAGGACCAGAGAGUGUGGAGUUCAAACAGGCUCUCUGGGCUCAAGUCGAAGCAGCGGCUCCAGCUUCCGCCCACCUGUUGAGUAGCACGUCGGGCAUCGCCGCGUCUAUUCAACAAGUCAAGAUGCGACAUAAGACUCGGUUGUUGGUGGUUCACCCCUUCCACCCCCCGCACAUUAUGCCACUCUUGGGGAUCGUCCCUGCUUCCGACACUUUGCCUGAGCGGAUUGAGUUCGCGCGCACAUAUUUCUCUGUGUCUGAUUCAAGACAUCGGCCAGUGGUGAUUCGGAAAGAGAUACCGGGCUUUGUGGGUAACCGACUGGCAUUAACGCUACUACGCAAAGCAUGUUAUCUCGUGCAGGAAGAUGUCGUUGACGCGUGGGAUCUUGACACGAUAUAGAUGGCCAGCCUAGGCCCUAGAUCUGGGAACGAUGUCUUCGAAAGCUACCAGCAGGGAGGUGGUGAGGGGGCAUUGGAGCCUUUUUUUGACAGCUGGGUGGGACGAUGCAGGAGAUAUGGG
Molecule: messenger RNA, 723 nt
Organism: Aspergillus saccharolyticus JOP 1030-1
Lineage: Eukaryota; Fungi; Ascomycota; Eurotiomycetes; Eurotiales; Aspergillaceae
Product: NAD(P)-binding protein
Exons: 2
Coding region: 1-603 (200 amino acids)
Biological process (GO): fatty acid metabolic process
Molecular function (GO): NAD+ binding; oxidoreductase activity, acting on the CH-OH group of donors, NAD or NADP as acceptor
Source: RefSeq, a predicted model, not a curated record